This is a messenger RNA of Micropterus dolomieu (smallmouth bass), 2260 nucleotides long. RefSeq names its product interleukin-18 receptor 1-like. The coding region runs from base 16 to 1641 and encodes 541 amino acids. The record is from RefSeq and is a predicted model, not a curated record. Gene Ontology annotation, biological process: signal transduction. The transcript has 10 exons. Gene Ontology annotation, molecular function: interleukin-1 receptor activity. NCBI's taxonomy places the organism in Eukaryota, Metazoa, Chordata, Actinopteri, Centrarchiformes, Centrarchidae.
UGUCAUUAGAGGCUAAUGAUGAAGGUGAAGAUACUUAUUGCCCUUCUGCUUCUCCACCUCACAUUUUUGACAGGUGUGUGUCCCCGUAGACCCAGAGAGAUAGAUGUGAAGACAGGUGAGAUGGUGGCACUGCACUGCCCUGACACAAGGUAUAAUCAUGGUGACACCAAACUGUUUUGGACCAGUUACACCACCAAGAAGAUGGAUCUGACCAGCAACAUGUCAUCAGCUGAGCAGAUCCAGAUGGGCAUUCUGGUUCAUAGGACGAGCCUUGUGAUUUUGAAUGCAUCUGUAAACCAUGAGGGGAACUACUCAUGCUCUCUGGGGAAUGCCAGUAGCCAGUUCUGGUUCAGGCUGACAGUUUACACAACAGAGAGAGAGUAUGAAGAAAGGAACAUGUACUCUGAGACAUGUUACACACAGGAGUCCUGCAAAUUAAAUUGCCCUGAUGUAAACAUCCCUGCUGAAAAUACCCCUGAUAUUACCAGCAACAGCAUUAUCUGGCACAAGGAGGGUGAGUCACUGCCAAAAGCCAGUUACUUUCCAAAAGUGGAAAAGAAUGACCAGGGUGUGUACACCUGUAUCAGGUCUUACCUGUAUCAUGGUCAAAUAUAUAACAUGACCUUUACAGUGGUGCUUGAUGUCCAACCAAACAAAAAAUCUGGGGAAACAGCAAUACUUUCACCAUGUGAAAAUGAUGUCUUUCAUGUAGAUUUAGGUUCAACAGUGAUGAUUGAUUGUAAAGCUGUUAUGUAUUCAGAGUUUGAUGAGGUGUUCUGGUUAAGUGGAAGCUCAUUUGUGGAAACAAAUAACAGUUUCCCAGUUUUCUACAAUAAUACAUGGGAAUAUGAUACCGAAGGAAUAAAAAUGACAGCAUCUCUAGUCUUCAAAAGAGUGUCAGAGGAGGAUCUAUCAAAAAAUUACACCUGUAAACUGGAAUCUGUAUAUGAACCCGCAAGCUUUGUCACCAUCACCUUGGCCCAAAAAGCAUCUCCUUUCUCCGUCUCACUGGCUCUCGGCAUUGUGGGCAUUGUGGUGGUGAUUGCAGUAACAGUAGCUGUUUAUGUGAAGUUGAAAAUGGACAUCGCACUUUUCCUGCGAGACACUUGCUAUAACAGCAAAUCAGAUGGAAAGAGCUAUGAUGCCUUUCUGAUGUGUUACGAGAGCGACACAGAUAUAGGAUUAAAUGAAGAUGACAGAAAAUGGCUGGAGAGUGUUUUGGAAGAGAGAUUUGGUUACAGUCUUUGUCUUAAUGAUCGUGAUGUCUUACCAGGGAAAGCGGUAGCAGAAGCAGUGUUAGACUGCAUAGAGCAGAGCCGGGCGGUGGUUCUGGUUCCUGCCUCUCCAGAUCCUGGUCCAGGGUCUGGCCUGCUGAGUGUCAUCCAUGCAGCCCUUGUGGAGCGGCAGACUCGAUUGGUUUUCAUCAAAACUGAGACAACAGAAGUGUCGAGAUCAGGUUCAUUACCAGAGAAUCUACAGCUUCUUGGUGAGGCUGGAGACUGUGUCACCUGGAAGGGCAUAAGCUCCACGCCGCCCUCCUCCUCCUUCUGGAAGCAGCUGCGCUAUUACCUACCUGCCCCACAGCAUGCACAGAAACAAAGGCUUUUAUCUCAGACAACUUAUCAAGAUGACAAAUGUUAAAAUAUUUACCAAAAUCAGGAUGAAUGUAUCCCCGAGAUUGCGACUUUGACCCAGAUCCCUGCUUGAGGAUAAGAACAGGUGAAAGAACCAUGCAAACAUUUGGAUGAACUUUGUAAAUAUAAUAACCUAAACAACUUGAAAUUAACCAUGUUUGUGUUAUAUUUAUCUAAUCAUGAUUUCUACUCUUUCAGCUAGUGCUUAAAUUAACUGAAAUGAAAUUACAUGAAAUGACAAGCCAUGUGUCCAUUGAUGCUAGUCCACAUGCUAAAGGUAAUGCUAAUGCUAAAAGUCCAAUGCUAAUGCACAUGCUAAAGUUAGCUUAGCAUGCUAAGACCAGUGCCACCACUGGUUUAAAUGAAGGCAUGGGGCAGCCCCAUGACAUAGACGUUGCUCACCGCAGACAUUGUCAACAACUUGUCAUACUUCUGUGACGUUUAAAAUAUUUUCAGUGAAAAUGGCCUAUCAGGUGUGGACACAGCAGGGAAAGUGCAUCGCCUGACCCAGGCACACCACUGACCUCAAACUGAAAUAUUUCUGAGUUGUUAAACAUGCACUUUUCUGUAAUUUCUGUUGUACCAGUACUUUUAAAUCUGUCUUAAUAAAUGUUUUUUGAUAAUAA